Molecule: messenger RNA, 765 nt
Organism: Suillus subaureus
Lineage: Eukaryota; Fungi; Basidiomycota; Agaricomycetes; Boletales; Suillaceae
Product: cytochrome P450
Exons: 7
Coding region: 82-765 (227 amino acids)
Molecular function (GO): monooxygenase activity; iron ion binding; heme binding
Source: RefSeq, a predicted model, not a curated record
UGAUAUCAUACUAGCUGACUUUCGUCGACAGUCAGUCUUACGGUCAGCCUACCUUGUGAUAAUGUGUUGUGCACGCUAUUAAUGCGAUUAUCAGUGGGCGCUGAUCGAGCUAUCGCGACCACCCGAUGUCCAAACCAGCCUCAGAGGGAACUGCUUGCGUUUAAUGCCGAUCCGACAUAUGACCAAUUAAAGGCCGAUCUUCCAUACUUAGAUGUGGUUGUCCAUGAAACUCUACGACUCCAUACUCCCAGUGGGCGAGCUCACUCGUCUUGGAAAGGGACAUUGAUCACGAUACCAGUCGCAGCGAUCAAUCGCUCUUCGGCCAUCUGGGGACCCGACGCAAAGGAAUUUAAGCCUGCUCGUUGGCUAGCUGAAGACGGCAUCAGUGGGAAGGCCAACGAAGUCCAGGCGGUUUUAUCGGUUCUGGUGAAGAACUUCGUGUUUGAGAUGCGGGAUGGACCUGAUACUCCAAUCGAAGUUGCGAAUGGACUUUUACCCCGUCCGCGGGUUGUUGGAGAAGAUGGUAUUGGGGUACCUUUGAGAGUUCGUCGAUCAGAAGAGGAUACGAGACUUGCACUUCGUGCAUGUUCGUUUUCAGAGAAAACCACCACCAUCACUGGUAGCCACGGCAGUACUGCUGCUCGUGUGCUCAAGUUCCUCCCAAAUUACGACGUGUCAAACUUCGCAGGCAUCAAGACCCCUGUAUUAUCUUCUCCAACUACGAUCGUUCCUACAAUGAUCAGUACACCUUUGGAGCGGAAAUGA